AUGGCUGUUGAUCCUCUCACCGAAGAGGCAACGGCAGUCGAGAGUCGUCAUCCCUACCUGUCCGGCAACUUUGCGCCAAUACAGUCAUGUCUGCCAUUGACUCCAUGUUCGUAUGAGGGCACGAUACCGCCCGAUCUCGCGGGGGGACAGUACGUCCGCAACGGCGGCAAUCCCGUGACGAACGACGACCAGAGUCGAGCGGCGCAUUGGUUCGAUGGUGAUGGUAUGCUGAGCGGCGUCCUCUUCCGCCGCAUAGGCGAGAAGAACACUGAAAUCCAGCCCGAGUUCGUCAACCAAUACCUGUUGACCGACGUCUACUGCCAUGCCAAGAGCAACAAGUACCUGCGACGGCCUGUGGUGCCGAGCAUUGCGACACUGGUGAACCCCGCCGUGAGCAUGCUUCGCAUCAUGUUCGAGGUCUUCCGCACCGUGUUCCUGGUCAUGGUAUCUCGCCUUCCGGGAUUCGGCCGUCCGAUCAAAAAGAUCAGUGUCGCAAACACGAGCGUAAUAUUCCACAACGGACGUGCGCUCGCGACAUGCGAAAGCGGUCCGCCGUUGAGGUUCGCGUUGCCGAGCCUGGAGACCAUUGGCUGGUUUAAUGGGAGGACCGCAGAAAACGAGCCGGUGAAGAGCACCGAGAGUGGCUUCGGCGGCUCAGGCGUCAAGUCUUUCAUGAGGGAGUGGACGACCGCCCACCCCAGAGUCGACCCGGUGACCAAGGAGCUCAUCACGUUCCACGCGACGUUUGUCAAGCCAUUUGUUCGUUGCUCCGUCGUGCCGCCGACGUCAAAAUCGUCCGCGGGUCGCCCGCCCAUCUUCGACGCGCCAGUCCCGGGGGUCGAAUCGCCAAAGAUGAUGCACGACUUUGGGGUGUCGAGGCAUUACACCAUCAUUAUGGACCUGCCGCUCUCUCUGGAUACGAUGAACCUGCUUCGCGGGGUUCCCAGCUUGUCGUACGAUUCCGCAGGGAAGUCGCGCUUCGGCGUGUUCCCAAGACACCAACCUGAUGCUGUCCAGUGGUUUGAGACAAACCCGUGCACCAUCUUCCACACCGCAAACUGCUGGGAUGCGCUGUCACCAGAUACCGAUAUCAACGCCCCUCGAGUAUCAGUAAACCUUGUUGCGUGCCGCCUAACGUCGGCAGCUAUGGUAUUCAGCGCUGGCAACCUACCGACGCCUGAAGUGAAGCCGGUGCCUCCCGAAUAUGCCGAAGAGGAGCAGUGCCGCUUGUACUAUUACAACUUUCCUUUGUCAGACAAUGCCAACAUCCAAUACAAUAUCAGACACCAAUGGGCGCUGUCGGCCAUUUCGCUCGAGUUCCCGUCCGUAGCUCCGGCACACUCGAUGCAGGAAGCGCGGUAUGUCUAUGGAUGCUCGACGGGCGAGGCAUCUUACACCGUUGCCCUCGGCAAGGCAGCAAAGAUCGACCACUUGGCUAAGUUCGACAUCCGGACGCUCAUUGCGCGAGGCGUAGCCAACCCCCCACAGCCUGUCAAGGGAUGUGUAGACACGCGGAGUGUUGCUCAAGUCCUGGAUAGCAAAGACCCGGAAGAUCCUAUCAAGCUCUUCCGGAUGCCCGAUGGAUGGUAUGCCCAGGAACCGCGUUUCGUUCCUCGCACAGAGCCACGGUCUGAAGAUGACGGAUGGUUGUUGACGUAUGCCUUCAAUGAGAAUCAACUCGACAAGGAAGGGGAAUGCCUCCCGAGUGCCGUGAGUGAGCUGUGGGUCAUCGAUGCAAAGGAGAUGAAAGAAGUGGUCGCUCGGAUCAUACUGCCACAGCGGGUGCCAUACGGACUGCACGGGAGCUGGUUCAGUGAGGACGAGAUUAAUGAACAGAGGCCAUUCGAAGCAGUGAGGAGGAUGGUGCAGUAA
Molecule: messenger RNA, 1872 nt
Organism: Colletotrichum spaethianum
Lineage: Eukaryota; Fungi; Ascomycota; Sordariomycetes; Glomerellales; Glomerellaceae
Product: carotenoid 9,10(9',10')-cleavage dioxygenase 1
Exons: 2
Coding region: 1-1872 (623 amino acids)
Biological process (GO): carotene catabolic process
Molecular function (GO): carotenoid dioxygenase activity
Source: RefSeq, a predicted model, not a curated record